Messenger RNA from Dibothriocephalus latus, 279 nucleotides. The record is from the annotation of a GenBank genome assembly. Lineage: Eukaryota; Metazoa; Platyhelminthes; Cestoda; Diphyllobothriidea; Diphyllobothriidae.
AUGAUCGAAGAGGAGCAGAAAAGAUGCAAGCAAGCUACACCGAAGGACACUUGGAAUUUGGCCUACGUCUUCCUAUUCAUCCAUGGAGUUGGAUUUCUACUCCCCUGGAAUGUUUUUAUCAAUGCAAGAGAGUAUUUCGUGGACUAUAAAUUAAAUACAACAAGCAGCCGAAAUGUGGACUACCGAAUUCAUUUCGUUAGUUAUCUAGGUAUAUGCGCCCAACUCCCAAACCUUAUAAUGGCUGCAUGGAACACAUUUUACCAAUCGAAAACAAGGUAA